This is a messenger RNA of Meriones unguiculatus (Mongolian gerbil), 6513 nucleotides long. RefSeq names its product cytoplasmic linker associated protein 2 (gene Clasp2). Gene Ontology annotation, biological process: mitotic spindle assembly. Lineage: Eukaryota; Metazoa; Chordata; Mammalia; Rodentia; Muridae. Gene Ontology annotation, molecular function: microtubule binding. The record is from RefSeq and is a predicted model, not a curated record. The transcript has 42 exons. Gene Ontology annotation, cellular component: spindle microtubule; microtubule organizing center; mitotic spindle. Bases 217 to 4875 code for a protein of 1552 amino acids.
AGCCGCAGCCUCUGAAGCGGGGCAGGGACCCGGGGGCGCCGAGUUUGACUAGUUUAGGGGACCCGUCCCCCCAGCUGCCGGCCGCGGCGCCUCAGGGAGCGGCGCCUCGGGGCGGCGAGCGCGUCUCGGAGGCCCCACCGCCGCGGCUGGGGCGGAGCUGCGGGCAAAGUGGACGGCGGAGGGGCGGCGGGCGGCCGAGGGGCGGCGGGCGCGGCCAUGGAGCCCCGCGGCGCCGAGUACUUCUGCGCCCAAGUGCUGCAGAAGGACGUGAGCGGCCGGCUGCAGGCGGGCGAGGAGCUGCUGCUCCACCUCGGCGCGCCCGGUGCCAUCCCGGACCUGGAGGACGACCCCAGCCGCCUGGCCAAGACGGUGGACGCGCUCACCGGCUGGGUGGGCUCGAGCAACUACCGGGUAUCAUUAUUAGGAUUGGAGAUUUUAAGUGCCUUUGUGGAUAGAUUGUCAACACGAUUUAAAUCUUACGUAGCCAUGGUUAUCACAGCUUUAAUAGACAGAAUGGGAGAUGCCAAAGACAAGGUUCGAGACGAAGCUCAGAAUCUGACACUGAAGCUGAUGGAUGAGGUGGCACCACCUAUGUACAUCUGGGAGCAGCUGGCCUCUGGCUUCAAGCACAAGAACUUCCGAUCUCGAGAAGGCGUUUGUCUGUGUCUUAUUGAAACCUUAAAUAUCUUUGGGACUCAACCACUGGUCAUCAGCAAGUUGGUGCCGUAUUUGUGUAUCUUAUUUGGAGAUUCUAACAGUCAGGUGAGAAAUGCUGCAAUCUCGGCUAUUGUGGAGAUUUAUAGACAUGUAGGAGAGAAGCUGAGGAUUGAUUUGUGUAAGAGAGACAUUCCCCCUGCCAGAUUAGAAAUGAUACUUGCCAAAUUUGAUGAAGUUAAAAAUUCAGGCGGUAUGAUUUUGAGUGUCUGCAAAGAUAAAAGCUUUGAUGAUGAGGAAUCAGUGGAUGGAAAUAGGCCAUCGUCAGCUGCUUCAGCCUUCAAGGUUCCUGCACCUAAAACAUCUGGAAAUCCUGUCAACAGUGGGAGAAAGCCUGGUGCAGCAGGUGGCCCUAAGGUCGGAGGUGCUUCUAAAGAGGGAGGGGCUGGAGCGGUUGAUGAAGACGAUUUUAUAAAAGCAUUUACAGAUGUUCCUUCUAUUCAGAUCUAUUCUAGUCGAGAACUUGAAGAAACGUUAAAUAAGAUCAGGGAAAUUUUGUCAGAUGACAAACAUGACUGGGACCAGCGUGCCAAUGCGCUUAAGAAAAUCAGAGCGCUGCUUGUUGCUGGGGCUGCACAGUAUGAUUGCUUUUUCCAGCACUUGCGUUUGUUGGAUGGAGCGCUUAAGCUGUCCGCUAAGGAUCUCAGGUCCCAGGUGGUCAGGGAAGCUUGCAUCACUGUUGCCCACCUUUCAACAGUUUUGGGAAACAAGUUUGAUCACGGCGCUGAAGCAAUUGUACCUACACUUUUUAAUCUUGUCCCCAAUAGUGCAAAAGUCAUGGCAACUUCUGGAUGUGCAGCAAUCAGAUUUAUUAUUCGGCAUACCCAUGUACCCAGACUUAUACCUUUAAUAACAAGCAACUGCACAUCAAAGUCAGUUCCUGUAAGGAGGCGUUCAUUUGAAUUUUUAGAUCUGUUGCUGCAAGAAUGGCAGACUCAUUCACUGGAAAGACAUGCAGCUGUCCUGGUUGAAACUAUCAAGAAGGGGAUUCAUGAUGCCGAUGCUGAGGCCAGAGUGGAGGCAAGAAAGACAUACAUGGGUCUUAGAAACCACUUUCCUGGUGAAGCUGAGACGUUGUAUAAUUCCCUUGAGCCAUCCUAUCAGAAAAGUCUUCAGACUUACUUAAGGAGUUCUGGCAGUGUGGCAUCUCUUCCACAGUCAGACAGGUCCUCCUCAAGCUCCCAGGAGAGUCUCAAUCGUCCCUUUUCUUCUAAAUGGUCAACAGCAAAUCCUUCAACUGUGGCUGGAAGAGUGUCAGUGGGAGGCAGCAAAGCCAGCUCCCUUCCAGGAAGCCUGCAGCGUUCUCGAAGUGACAUUGAUGUGAAUGCUGCAGCUGGCGCCAAGGCACAUCACGCCGCUGGACAGGCUGUGCGAAGUGGGCGGUUAGGUGCGGGUGCCCUGAAUCCAGGUUCCUAUGCGUCGCUUGAGGAUACUUCUGACAAGAUGGAUGGAACAGCAUCUGAAGAUGGUAGGGUGAGAGCCAAGCUUUCUGCACCACUCGCUGCUGUGGGAAAUGCCAAGACCGAUUCUAGAGGAAGAAGCCGGACAAAAAUGGUGUCUCAGUCCCAGCGUUCAUCAUCACCUGACAAAAAUGAAGGAUCACAAUCUGCUAAUACCAUUGGUGCUGGCAGCCGAUCUGGGUCUCCAGGAAGAGUUCUGACCACAACAACCCUCUCUACUGUGAGCUCUGGUGCUCAGCGAGUCCUUGUCAAUUCAGCUUCAGCCCAGAAGAGAAGCAAGAUACCAAGGAGCCAGGGCUGCAGCAGAGAGGCCAGCCCAUCUCGGCUCUCUGUGGCCCGGAGCAGUCGUAUUCCACGACCGAGUGUGAGUCAAGGAUGUAGCCGGGAAGCUAGUCGAGAGAGCAGCAGGGACACGAGUCCAGUCCGCUCUUUCCAGCCCCUUGCCUCCAGACACCAUUCCAGAUCCACUGGUGCCCUCUACGCCCCCGAUGUGUAUGGGGCCUCAGGUCCAGGAUAUGGCAUCAGCCAGUCAAGCCGAUUGUCAUCCUCUGUUAGCGCCAUGCGAGUCCUAAACACAGGCUCCGACGUGGAGGAGGCGGUAGCUGAUGCCUUGCUCUUAGGAGACAUGCGGACUAAGAAAAAACCUGCUCGGAGAAGGUAUGAGUCAUACGGAAUGCACUCGGAUGAUGACGCCAACAGUGAUGCUUCCAGUGCGUGUUCAGAGCGCUCCUAUAGUUCUCGAAAUGGUAGUAUUCCUACCUACAUGAGACAGACGGAAGACGUGGCGGAAGUCCUCAACAGAUGUGCUAGUUCCAAUUGGUCAGAAAGGAAGGAAGGCCUCCUGGGUCUGCAGAACUUGUUAAAAAACCAGAGAACACUAAGUCGAGUUGAACUGAAAAGAUUAUGUGAGAUUUUCACAAGAAUGUUCGCGGAUCCUCAUGGCAAGGUGUUCAGCAUGUUUUUGGAGACUCUAGUAGAUUUCAUACAAGUCCACAAAGAUGAUCUUCAAGAUUGGUUGUUUGUACUGCUGACGCAGCUGCUGAAAAAAAUGGGUGCUGAUUUGCUUGGUUCUGUUCAGGCAAAAGUUCAGAAAGCUCUUGAUGUUACAAGAGAAUCUUUUCCAAAUGAUCUUCAAUUUAAUAUCCUAAUGAGAUUUACAGUUGACCAGACCCAAACACCAAGCUUGAAGGUGAAGGUUGCUAUCCUUAAGUACAUAGAAACUCUGGCCAAACAGAUGGACCCAGGAGAUUUUAUAAAUUCCAGUGAAACUCGCCUGGCAGUGUCUCGGGUCAUCACUUGGACGACAGAGCCCAAAAGCUCUGAUGUUCGAAAGGCAGCGCAGUCAGUGCUGAUUUCUUUAUUUGAACUCAAUACCCCAGAGUUUACAAUGUUACUAGGGGCUUUACCAAAAACUUUCCAAGACGGUGCUACCAAACUGCUUCACAACCACCUUCGAAACACUGGCAACGGGACCCAGAGUUCCAUGGGGAGUCCUUUGACAAGACCAACACCUCGAUCACCAGCCAACUGGUCCAGUCCCCUUACUUCUCCUACCAACACAUCACAGAAUACGUUAUCGCCAAGUGCAUUUGAUUAUGACACAGAGAACAUGAAUUCUGAAGACAUUUACAGCUCCCUUAGAGGGGUUACUGAGGCAAUCCAGAAUUUUAGCUUCAGAAGCCAAGAAGACAUGAGCGAGCCCCUCAAGAGGGACCCUAAAAAAGAGGACGGUGAUGCAAUGUGUGGUGGUCCUGGGAUGUCAGAUCCAAGAGCAGGAGGCGAUGCCACUGACUCCAGCCAGCCAGUUCUUGAUAAUAAAGCGUCUUUGCUCCACUCAAUGCCCCUUCACUCCUCUCCUCGCUCUCGUGACUAUAAUCCAUAUAACUAUUCAGAUAACAUCAGUCCCUUCAACAAGUCUGCCCUCAAGGAAGCCAUGUUUGAUGAUGAUGCUGACCAAUUUCCUGAUGACCUCUCCUUAGACCAUUCUGACCUAGUUGCAGAGUUGUUGAAGGAGCUCUCUAACCAUAACGAACGUAUAGAAGAAAGAAAAAUCGCCCUCUAUGAACUCAUGAAGCUAACCCAGGAGGAAUCUUUCAGUGUUUGGGAUGAACACUUCAAAACAAUAUUACUGUUAUUGCUUGAGACCCUUGGGGAUAAAGAGCCUACAAUCAGGGCUUUGGCCUUAAAAGUUUUAAAAGAAAUCUUAAGGCAUCAACCAGCAAGAUUCAAGAACUAUGCAGAGCUGACCGUCAUGAAAACAUUGGAAGCACAUAAAGAUCCUCAUAAAGAGGUGGUGAGGUCUGCUGAGGAAGCUGCCUCCGUGUUGGCUACUUCGAUUAGUCCAGAGCAGUGCAUCAAAGUGCUUUGUCCAAUCAUACAAACUGCUGACUACCCAAUUAAUCUGGCUGCAAUCAAAAUGCAAACGAAAGUGAUAGAAAGAGUAUCCAAGGAAACCCUUAAUGUGCUCUUACCAGAGAUCAUGCCAGGUCUAAUACAGGGUUAUGAUAACUCAGAAAGCAGUGUCCGGAAAGCUUGCGUCUUCUGCCUGGUAGCUGUUCAUGCGGUGAUUGGUGAUGAACUAAAGCCACAUCUCAGUCAACUCACUGGCAGUAAAAUGAAGCUGCUGAACCUUUAUAUCAAACGUGCACAGACGGGCUCUGCAGGAGCUGAUCCCACUACUGAUGUUCCCGGACAGAGUUAGUGCUGCAGGUGGAGACUCCCAGGUCUCUGCAAGGACAGCUGCUUGCCCUCCUCAAGGAAAGGAAAAUGUCAAGUACAGCUUUGGAACUCAGCUAUGGUUUCCCAGUUCUAGCUUUUUGUUUUGUCCCGUUUUGUAUUUUCUGUAACACAGGGAUGUCCUCUGUCUGCAUGUAACUUUAUGAUAGUUAUUCCAAGUUCAGGAAAAGCAGUAUUAACAUCAGUUGAUCAGUACAAAGUAAUUUUUUUUAAUCUAAUUCACCAUUUCACAUGUUUGUACUUUUUUGUCUUCCCAUUAACUUUUGCCAGUGUUAUGAUUGUAUAAAUUUUUUAAAAUGCUGGUUAAACAGGAAUGCUUCAAGCUUUAAAAGUUUAACAGUCUAAACUUUUUUUGCCUUUAUUCAACUGCAGAAGAAUAUUUUUAUUGCUCCUUUGAGUUUUGUUCUGUAUCAUGUCCUAUGCUAGAAAUAUUGACGAUAAUGUGAGACAAAGCAGGGCCACGUGGAGCUCCAGCCAGACUCUGCUGGUGUGGCGGUGGUACGUGUCAUUAGCUGCGACUUCUUUGGGAUGACCGCAAAGAGAAAUGUCAUAGAAUCAGCCAGUUCUGUAAGACUGAGAGUGUCUGUUGGUUCUUGAUCUUGCCACCUUUAUUUAAAGCCGUGCCCCUUUUCUGACCCCGUAAGAAAGCUGCACCAAAUCACCUGCCUAGGUUUCCAUGGGAAUUAUUACAAUGGAAGGUUUUGUUGCAGAGCCUUUUGGUUUAUCUUUGUUGUGAAUGAUGCUUUUUGUUGUAUUUAUUAAUAUCAAAUUCACUUAUGAAUAGACUUGAUAAUGGAAACAGAUGAAAAAAAUCAAGUGCAUGUGUGUCUUUGACUGUCUUCUGUUUCUCAUUUGAUAAACUAAUUAUUGACAUGGGAUUCAACCAGCACCUUUUUGUUGAAUGGUGGAACCUGGUUUCCUUUGACCAUGAAAUUGUCUUAAGAAAACCCUGAUCCUGAUGAGAGAGAAGAUGGUGCCAAGGCUCUUGCUCAAUGGGCUCACGCUCUCUACCUCUUCAGGGCUGACACUUUAACUGACCCGCUUGCCUGUGCUGUCUUGGAAAACUUCUUCAAAGGUGAUGUUUUGUUACCUUUUAACAUUUUUUUUUUAAAUCACCUCUGCUAAAGCUAUUAAUUUCAUGUGCAGCCAACUUUUGAAUAUUACCAGUUUGGGUGAAAGGCCAAAUUAGAUAAUUUGGAACCAGGAUAUUAUUGAUUUCUCAUCUUGACUUUUUUUUUUUUUCUUAUUCUUCUCCUUUUUUAAUCCUAACAUAAGGUGAAUUUGACUGGAAAGCAAAUGGCUAUUAGGGAAACAGUUUGCUGUUGUUACAGAGUUAUCUAUGCUUUGUUCAGCUGAAAGAAUGUAGAAACGUAUGUGAAGAGCAUCGGCUGAGAGAGCGGGAUGGAUGAGUGGUCUUAGGCUUUUCCUUUGUUUUGUUUUUGUUCUGUUUUAGCAGCAAGAAAAGAUAAUGCUCCAUAUCCCCUCCCCUACCCGUAACAGUUUUGUUUUCUACUGUUAAUGACAUUGUGUAUUUAUAGUUCUAUGCUUACUGUUGUGCAUAUACUGGCAAUAAAACUGUACAUAACAUUACUUGAAAACCUUA